AUGACCAAAGAGAAGUACUUGCUGAAACUGGGAGAAGCUGUGGGUAUUGCAAUGGUGAAAUCUAAGAAACUCCUUGAAAGAACCCGGGCCAGGCGGGAGAACCUGCAGAAGAAGAUGGCUGAGCGGCCCAAGAUGGGAGUGAGACCCAUAAUGCAGGCGAAGAGGGUCAGAGAGCCUUUGUUAGAAACUGGUAACCAGGCACCUCUUCCUGGUGAAGAAGUGAAGCCUGGUACAAAACCGUCACCAUCAAAGAGACUCUGCCCUAACAAUAUGGAGACUCAAGCCUCCAGUUCAGAGAACGUACAGCCAGUUCCUUCAAGUUCCACAAGUCAUCAUUCUCCUGAGAUGACUUCAGAGUUGCACAUAACUGCUUCUAACAGGGCUUCACUGGUUCAGCCUCUUGAGAAAGGAAAAGCAAACACAGAGUCAGAAACUCCUGCAGUCCUUUCAGUCAAAACACGUAUGCAGAAGUUGGCAGAACAGCGACGCUGCUGGGAUAGUGAGGAUCCCUCUGAAUGUGUUCCUCUGUCUCCCCUCCAGUCAAAAGGUCUGUCUGUUUCUCCACCUAAGCAGACAUCUAAUGCCCUGGCAAGUGACACCCCUAUUGGGAGAAGAGGCCGUUUAGCUAACCUUGCUGCUACAAUUGGUUCCUGGGAAGAUGACCUAAGUCAUCCAUCUGCAAAGCAAAACAAUGCACAAGAACAGCCUGGCACUACUUGUUUAUCCAAAUUGUCCACUACAAGUGGAGCAUCUGCUAGAAUCAAUAGUAGCAGUGUAAAGCAGGAAGCUGCAUCCUGUUCUCAAAGGCUUGUUGAGGCUUCUAUUAAUAAACCAGCAAACUCAAAGAUAGUGGAUCCAGACAUUUUUUUAACACAGUCCUCAAGAGUCACUGCUCCCUGUUCUAAAGCAUCUGAAGUACGACAACUGCUAACAGAGAAUCCCCGCAGCCCUCAGAAAACUGAAAAGCGUACAGAAACAGCAAAGUCAACUUUGCCUCAACCAGUUCAGUCCAAAGAAGAGCCAGUCAAAGGAACACAUGUGCAACUUGAACCUAAGGGUAAACCCACAACACCAGGGGGAUCAGGAAUUAAGCCCUUCCUGGAACGCUUUGGGGAGCGCUGUCAAGAGCGUAGUGCACAGAGUCCUGCUACGAAUACUCCAGGGUGCAGAACACCCAUUGUUACCCCAAAUACAAGGACAAUCCAGGAAAGGCUUCUCAAGCAAAAUGAAAAUUCCUCUACUGCCAGUUUAGCACUUCAGUUUAAGCAGGAACGUGAACGAGAACUUGCAUGCCUUCGUGGCCGGUUUGAUAGAGGCAAUUUGUGGAGCGCAGAGAAAAGUGAAAGUUCAAAGAGAAAACUUCCAGAAGCUAAAAUGGAAAGCCAAUCUCAGGCUAGUCCAAAACAUCCUCCUAGUUCAGAUGCCACCGCUUUUGGAUCAGCAGAAGACACAACAGCAGGUGACAGGCCAGUAAAGUCUCCCAGCGUGGAGUCUUCAGAUGCUUCUAAAUGUGAAGAGACUGAUAAACCCAGUCCUCUGGAGAUCACUGAGCCAAAGAGUCCUGUAAAAGAAAUGUCUGUCUCAAAACUUGAACAACUUGCUGAGAAACCGAAAGAUGAAGUAUAUGAAAUCGAAAUAAGUGUGGAUGACGAGAUGAAUAGCUCAAAAGUGAUAAAUGAAAUUUUUGAAGUUCUUCAAGAAGAUGGUCCAGAUAUAGAAAAACUGAAGAAAGAAAUGAGCAUGAGCCUGGAAGGUGAAAGUGAUGAGGAUGAGCAGGAAGAGUCACUGAAUAUUUCAUCAAUGUCUCUGUUAACUCCUCUAGUGGAAUCUGUUGGUCCAGAGGCCUUUGUUUCUCCUUGUAAGUCAACUGGUGAAGGUAGCAGUAUCAGUGAUGUGAGUCUCAUGUCUGAAAAGUUCCAAAGGACUAAAGUCCCCAGGGCAGAAUCUGUAGACAGUAUUGGCUCUAUGUCAGAAGAUCGCAACCUUCCCUAUAGUGUUGAUGCAUAUAGAUCUCAAAGAUUUAAAGAAACUGAUCGUCCUUCAAUAAAGCAAAUCAUCGUUCGCAAAGAAGAUGUGGCUUCCAAACUGGAAACGAAAAAGAUCGGCCCAUCUGAUCAAGUCAAUAUCAAAAAGAAAAUGCAGGAGCUGAAUAAUGAGAUCAACAUGCAGCAGACGGUGAUUCAUCAAGCCAGUCAAGCUUUGAACUGCUGUUUUGAUGAGGAACAUGGAAAAGGGUCACAAGAAGAAGCAGAAGCAGAGAGACUUCUUCUCCUUGCAACUGAGAAGAGAACUGCCUUAUUGGAAGAACUGAAUAAACUGAAGAGUGAGGGGCCUCAUAGUAAAAGAUAUAAAGCUGCUUCUACACCCACUGAAUUUGCUCCAUCCAGGGGAUCUGUUUCCAUUUCAGAAAUGCGUCUACCUCUAAAAGCAGACUUUGUAUGUGGUACAGUUCAAAAGCCAGAGGCAGCAAACUACUACUAUGUAAUAAUACUGAGAUCUGGAGCAGAAAACAUGGUUGCAACCCCAUUAGCAAGUACUGCCAGCUCCCUGAAUGGAGAUGCUCUUACUUUUACUACAACAUUUACUAUGCACGAUGUGUCAAAUGACUUUGAAAUAAAUCUAGAAGUUUACAGUUUGGUGCAGAGAAAAGAAGUUACAAGUACUGAUAAAAGGAAAAAGGCAAAUAAAUCUAAGGUUAUUACUCCAAAGAGAUUAUUAACAUCUAUUACCUCUAAAAGCACCCUUCUUACGCCAGCCAUGGCCAGUCCAGGUGGCCCUAAUGCUGUACGCACUACGCAUUUCAUCCUUGUUGGGUCCCACAAGUUAUCGCUAUCUUCUGUAGGAAAUGCCAAAUUUGCAUUGGACAAGGUUCCCUUUUUGUCUCCUUUGGAAGGUCAUAUAUAUCUGAAAUUAAAAUGCCAAGUGGACUCCUCUGUAGAGGAAAAAGGGUUCUUGACUAUGUUUGAAGAUGUUAGUGGAUUUGGAGCAUGGCAUAGGCGCUGGUGCGUGCUGUCUGGAAACUGUAUAUCUUACUGGACAUACCCAGAUGAUGAAAAACGAAAGCAUCCUUUGGGCCGGAUAAACUUGGCUAACUGCACUAAUCAUCAGAUUGAACCUGCCAAUAGGGAGUUCUGUGCCCGUCCCAACACUUUUGAACUAAUAACUGUCCGACCUCAGAGGGAAGACGACAGAGAGACUCUCGUCAGCCGAUGCAGAGACACGCUCUGUGUUACAAAGAACUGGCUGUCUGCUGAUACUAAAGAAGAGCGUAACCUUUGGAUGCAAAAGCUCAACCAAGUCCUUGUUGACCUUCGCAUGUGGCAGCCUGAUGCCUGCUACAAACCUAUUGGAAAGCUUUAAAUUCUGGAAGGGAAAUAUGAAGAAAACGUGUAUGCAAAAAUCCCCAUGAACUA
Molecule: messenger RNA, 3413 nt
Organism: Athene cunicularia (burrowing owl)
Lineage: Eukaryota; Metazoa; Chordata; Aves; Strigiformes; Strigidae
Gene: ANLN
Product: anillin actin binding protein
Exons: 25
Coding region: 1-3360 (1119 amino acids)
Biological process (GO): mitotic cytokinesis; actomyosin contractile ring assembly; septin ring organization
Cellular component (GO): actomyosin contractile ring
Source: RefSeq, a predicted model, not a curated record